Molecule: messenger RNA, 723 nt
Organism: Parastagonospora nodorum SN15
Lineage: Eukaryota; Fungi; Ascomycota; Dothideomycetes; Pleosporales; Phaeosphaeriaceae
Exons: 2
Coding region: 1-723 (240 amino acids)
Biological process (GO): phenylalanyl-tRNA aminoacylation
Cellular component (GO): mitochondrion; cytoplasm
Molecular function (GO): ATP binding; phenylalanine-tRNA ligase activity; tRNA binding
Source: RefSeq, a predicted model, not a curated record
AUGCGAAUACUGCUAUCAUCAACGGCAAGCUGCCGCAACUCAAGUCGUUGUGCAUUGCUGCAUAUACAACGCUUGUCAUUGUCCUCGCGCCCGUGGCUGCAGGCAUUGAGACACAAUUCUUCUGGCACAACACCAAAAGAGAUCAAGAUCGAAGGCAGGACUUACAAGACGGAUGAGUGGGCAAACACACCCGCGAGCAUUCUUGAUGCCGUUCCUCGAAAAUUGCAUCUUCAACCAGACCAUCCGUUGACCAUUACCCGGAAGCUCAUCGAAUCAAGAUUUCCUGGGUACAAAACUCACAACGACCUCUUUCCAAUUGUCACAACAGCACAAAACUUCGACUCUCUAGGCUUUCCACUGGAUCAUGUCGGAAGGAGUCGUACUGACACGUACUACAUCAACAAGGAGACUGUACUGCGAACUCACACUUCGGCACAUCAAGCUGAUACUUUCCGCAACAACGAAAGCGAGGGCUACCUGAUCAGUGCGGAUGUCUACCGGCGAGAUGCGAUUGAUCGAAGCCACUACCCCGUCUUCCACCAAAUGGAGGGAGCACGGACAUGGGACAGGCCACCAAGCAGGAAAGAGAUGGAAAAGUCAGUCGGCCGAGGCGAUCCUGAAAAGAUGUGGAAGGAAGCUACCAAAAGCACGGAUAUCCGCCGGUUGAGGACCCCAAAAUCCCGCCGUAUCAUAUUGGAGACGCCAAUCCAUUUGCAGUCCUAG